Molecule: messenger RNA, 750 nt
Organism: Ailuropoda melanoleuca (giant panda)
Lineage: Eukaryota; Metazoa; Chordata; Mammalia; Carnivora; Ursidae
Product: high mobility group protein B1
Exons: 1
Biological process (GO): regulation of transcription by RNA polymerase II
Cellular component (GO): nucleus
Molecular function (GO): DNA binding
Source: RefSeq, a predicted model, not a curated record
CCCGCUCUCACAGCCAUUGCAGUACAUUGAGCUCCAUAGAGACAGCGCCGGGGCAAGUGAGAGCCGGACGGGCACUGGGCGACUCUGUGCCUCGCUGAGGAAAAAUAACUAAACAUGGGCAAAGGAGAUCCUAAGAAGCCGAGAGGCAAAAUGUCAUCAUAUGCAUUUUUUGUGCAAACUUGUCGGGAGGAGCAUAAGAAGAAGCACCCAGAUGCUUCAGUCAACUUCUCAGAGUUUUCUAAGAAGUGCUCAGAGAGGUGGAAGACCAUGUCUGCUAAAGAGAAAGGAAAAUUUGAAGAUAUGGCAAAAGCGGACAAGGCCCGUUAUGAAAGAGAAAUGAAAACCUAUAUCCCUCCCAAAGGGGAGACAAAAAAGAAGUUCAAGGAUCCCAAUGCACCCAAGAGGCCUCCUUCGGCCUUCUUCCUCUUCUGCUCUGAGUAUCGCCCAAAAAUCAAAGGAGAACAUCCUGGCCUGUCCAUUGGUGAUGUUGCGAAGAAACUGGGAGAGAUGUGGAAUAACACUGCUGCAGAUGACAAGCAGCCUUAUGAAAAGAAGGCUGCGAAGCUGAAGGAAAAAUACGAAAAGGAUAUUGCUGCAUAUCGAGCUAAAGGAAAGCCUGAUGCAGCAAAAAAGGGAGUUGUCAAGGCUGAAAAAAGCAAGAAAAAGAAGGAAGAGGAGGAAGAUGAGGAAGAUGAAGAGGAUGAGGAGGAGGAGGAAGAUGAAGAAGAUGAAGAUGAAGAAGAAGAUGAU